Molecule: messenger RNA, 1770 nt
Organism: Acanthamoeba castellanii str. Neff
Lineage: Eukaryota; Discosea; Longamoebia; Acanthamoebidae
Exons: 9
Coding region: 1-1770 (589 amino acids)
Molecular function (GO): protein binding
Source: RefSeq, a predicted model, not a curated record
AUGUCGCUCACCAUCAAUUAUGAGGGUAGGCGCGAGGUGGUGAAACCCACCCCCACACAAUCGCUGUCGGUCAUCCUGCAACGUGCAUGCGAGAAAUUCAAGAUUCCCCUCUCCAACCAUGCCUUGUAUGAUGCAAAGGGGAAAGAGCUGGACCUCUCGCUGUCCUACCGCCUGUCCGGCCUCGCAUCCGGCGCCAAGCUGGAGAUCAAGCGAAGAGCUGCCAGCACCGCACGCGCAAGCGUGCUGGUGGGGCUGCAGCUGCCCGAGGGCGGCCGCGUGCAGGCCAGCUUUCCGGCGACCACGCGGCUGUGGGACGUGCUCCUCCACUUCGAGCAGCAGGCGGGCGAGGGUACCGCCAGGCUCAACCUCACCAGGCGCAUGGCCGAAGCCACCAGCACCGGCGACAAGAAGCGUAAGGCCGACGUCGAACCCGCCGAGGGCCACUACCUGCUGCCCGCCCUCACCUACAUGCAACGCGAGGUGGCCACGGUGGCGGACCUCUACAGGAACACGCUCCAGGACCUCGGGCUGGACGGCAACGGUCUGCUGCGACUCAACUUCCGGCCCACGGAGACGACGCUGGAGGGCGUGCAGGCCGAGCUGGAGGCCCUACAGGCCAGCGAGGCGCAGCGGCUGGAGCAGCACAAGAAGGCCGAGGAGCGCAAGGCCCAGCUCAAGGCGGCCGAGAUGGAGCGGGUGAAGCGCCUCACGGAGGAAUCCGAGAAGAUGCUCGACGCGGAGAGGGAGGAGCUGCUGCGUCGGGGCAAGGAGGAGGCCGAGGCCGAGGAGGAGGCGAGGCGCAAGCAGGAGAUCGAGCGCCUGGUCGUGCUGAAGGAGAAGGAGAUGGAGGAGACCUUCAGGGAAAUGGAGCGCGCCGCCUUCGAACAGACCCAAGUCGAGCACAUGCGUGCCGCCAUGCGGGCUCACUUUGGGCAGGCGGGCGGUAGCGGUACUUCGACGGCAACGUCGACGUCGACAUCGCGCUCGCCCGAGCCGGAAGAGAAGCCUCGGGGCGAUGGUGAUCGGAUGGAGGUGGAGGCACAGCAACCGCCCAAGCCCAAGCCCGCGAAGAAGGAGCCGGUCAAGCUGGAAAUCCCCGACAGAGAGCUGCGCGUGCUGCCGCCCACAGACCGACCGUUCAAUCCCAAAGAAUUCGAAGUGCCGGAGAGCUUCUAUGAGGCCACCACGGACGACUACAGGGUGGCCCUGCAGGCGAUCAAGGCCAACCGCAUGCGCAUAGAGGAGGAGACACAGAUGCGCACUAAGGAGAUGAAGGAGAAGGACCGCCUCCGACGAAUCCCCAAAUACCGAAAGACCCUGAUCAAGGUCCGCUUCCCGAACCGGGUGGAGGUGCAGGCCACGUUCCACCCGCUGGAGAAGGCCCAGGCGGUGUUCGACCUCAUCAAGUCCUCCCUCGCCCACCCCGAUCGACCCUUCUACCUCUUCACCACGCCGCCCAAGGAGCGCGUCGACCUCAAGCGAACUCUGCUUUCGCUGGUGAUGGUGCCGGCCGCCAUCGUCUACUUCAGCUGGGAGGACAACAGCGGACCGGCGGUGGAGUACCUGAAGGAGGAGCUGGUGCGGGACAUCGCCGACCAGAUGCCCGCGCCGGUCAGCUUCCCGCAGUCCCAGCCCACGCCCUCCAGCGCGGGCGCUCUCGCCGCGCUCGGCCACGCCGACGAGCCGCCCGCCAGACAGCCACCACGUGGUGGCGGUGCGAGGGACUACUCCAACGUUGUACCCAAGUGGUUCGCCGCUGGCCGCAAGUGA